Molecule: messenger RNA, 2693 nt
Organism: Pararge aegeria (speckled wood butterfly)
Lineage: Eukaryota; Metazoa; Arthropoda; Insecta; Lepidoptera; Nymphalidae
Gene: Galk
Product: N-acetylgalactosamine kinase
Exons: 2
Coding region: 802-2259 (485 amino acids)
Biological process (GO): galactose metabolic process; carbohydrate phosphorylation
Cellular component (GO): cytosol; cytoplasm
Molecular function (GO): ATP binding; galactokinase activity
Source: RefSeq, a predicted model, not a curated record
UUAAAGGUCACCAUAAAAGGAUAGUUCAGGCAUAUAGCUAACAGACAUAGAAAGCAAAAUGUUGAAAUUAAACAUUUCAAUUUUCAUAAAAUACCUAAGUGAUUUUCAACGAACGCUUUCCUUUUUCCUUUACCAGACUUAACCGUUGAACCAAGGUCAAUGAAUUUUGGUCCAGAUACAUUUGGCAAAAUCACGCGAUUUGAAACCGCGAAAUAUGGAUACAGAUGUUCUAUCCUCUUGACCAUUGGGUCGAAUAAAGAACGGUAUAUUUACUGUAUUGUAAUAAUUUGUUAACUGUGUACUGGAAAAGAAAUUACAGAUUUGGUCGAUCGUCUGUCGAUUCAAAUUAUAAAAAACUAGAUGAGAGCAUAUUAAUUAGGAUAUUAUAACUGCAUAUCGACACAAAUCCAUUCAAUAGCCAACUUCGCUGUGUAUAUACUGAAGCAACGUGGAACAACGUCACCUUUGCUUUUAUAUUUUUUCUAGUUGAAUAGUCAACGCUCGAGUCUCGGCUGUGGAUCAGUGUCAAGUGAUGGUCGAUUGUCGACCUUAGCAUUAAGUGGUAACUUUUAGGUUAUAUUUUAGUUAAUCAUUAGUAUAGUAAUCCAACGGGUAUAUAUUAUGUGAUACUUAUCCAUGAUUAUGAAAUCAAAUUUACGGGUGAUUAGGAUAGUAUGAUCAAACAAAUUAAAACAUUGGUCACAUCAUUGAGGAAGAUGAUUAUGGCUUUCACUACCACGCAGUCGUAAAGAUAGGUGGAAUAUCGCAGUUUGGAAUUUGUUUACAAUAAUAUUGUAAAAAAUGAACGGAAACAACAGUGAAUUAGUGCCAAUAACAAAAGUACCAUAUAAUGAAAGAAUACGCAGGAUUAUAGAUGAAUUUUCCAAUGAAUUUGGAAGCCCACCAGCAUUUAUAGCUCGUGUUCCCGGCCGUGUUAAUUUAAUCGGUGAACAUAUUGAUUAUUGUGGCUAUCCGGUGUUGCCUAUGGCUUUAGAACAAGAUAUAUUAGUUGCGGGAAGUUUGAUUGAGGAACAUAAAGUAUACAUCCGGAAUGCAAACCCAAAAUAUGAGAGCAUAGAGAUAGAAAUUAAAGCGUAUGACGAUAUAUCAAUUAAUGCUGAUAAAGAUGGAAAGCCUUUUUGGUAUAAUUACGUACUAUGCGGUAUAAAGGGAGCACUGGAGCAUAUAAAUAAUGAAUAUUCCUCUGGACUAAAACUCUACAUCGAUGGAAAUAUUCCUCCAGCUUCAGGUUUGUCAAGUUCAUCGGCUUUGGUCAGCGCAGCAUGUCUUGCAUUUUUGUACGCUCAAAAUGCAACCAUAAAUAAAACCGAUAUAGCGUCUUUAUGUGCGAGAUGUGAGCGGUACAUUGGAACUCAGGGAGGCGGAAUGGAUCAGGCUAUCGCAUUUUUAGCAGAAAAAUAUUGCGCUCAAUAUAUUACUUGGAAUCCUUUAACGGCUACAAAAGUUGUUUUACCAGAAGAAGCAUCGUUUGUUGUGGCUCACAGUUUGGCGGAGAUUAAUAAAGCUGCUACAAACGAUUACAAUAGACGAGUCAUAGAAUGUCGGCUAGCUAGUAAAAUAUUGGCUUUAUCGGCAGAUACCACUAAGGACCACAGUAUAAUUACUUUAAGUCAAGUACAAAAAAUAUUAGAUAAAACCUUGGCGGAUAUGGUAGCUUUAGUUUACGAAAAAUUGCCGAAAUUAGUUUAUACAAAAGAAGAAGUGUGUAAAAUACUAAACAUAUCCGAAGAAGAAAUGGACGACUUGUAUCUGACCCAAAACACGAGGCAUUUGACGGAAUUCAAACUCAAACAAAGAGCUCUGCACGUGUAUGAAGAGGCUAGUAGAGUUGAAGAAUUUCGCAAAACAUGUAUGCAAUCUAAAAAGAAUGGCAAGACUAAUGGAUCUAUUAAUGAUAAAUCUGGUUCCACUGGCGACAGAAACGAUAUAUUAACUACUUUAGGAAAACUGAUGUCAGACAGCCAUGAAAGUUUGAAAUCUUUAUACGAGUGUUCUCACAAAAAUUUAGAUCUGUUAGUGGAUUUAUCGAGCAAAAUGAAUGUACACUCUAGGCUGACGGGUGCAGGUUGGGGUGGGUGCAUCGUUGCGUUAUGCCCCAAAGAAAAGGUUAAAGAUUACAUCGAAAGAAUGGAAAAUGAAUAUUAUGUCGAACAUUGUAAUAUCGACAAGAAUAAAGCAAAGUCGUACAUAUUUGCAACAACACCGAACUACGGUGCCGUAAUUUAUAAAAACAAAUAACUAAUUUAGAUGUUCGCAAACAUUCCUUUUCAUUAAAUACAUAUUUGUUUUGCUUACAGUUGUUGUUGGACAAGUAAAAUCAAGGAGCGGCAUUAUACAUUAUUAUUAUGUGCAACUAGUAGAUAAGAUAACCACUUUUUAUAAACCGAUGACUUUAAACUGUAAAAUGCCUAUUGAUCAGAUGAAAUAAAAGUAGUACAGUAUAAACUUCUUAUGCCACAUGGAUAUGAUUUCGUUAGAUGGCAUUUUUGAGCUUUGUUUUUUUCCGUUCGUUCUCUUUAUGUAGAUUCGACAUUAAUUAAAUAACAUGUUCACUUAAGUUGCAUAUAAACAAUAUUUAUUAAAUAUGCAAGGUUAAGGCAUCUUAACCAAAUUGUUACAUUAGAUGAUAUUUUUGCCAUACCUGUUAAAUAUUAAUAAAAUAUAAGAUUCUA